Dermacentor albipictus is the source of this 4380-nucleotide messenger RNA. RefSeq names its product neprilysin-like. Gene Ontology annotation, molecular function: metalloendopeptidase activity. Gene Ontology annotation, cellular component: plasma membrane. Gene Ontology annotation, biological process: protein processing. The record is from RefSeq and is a predicted model, not a curated record. NCBI's taxonomy places the organism in Eukaryota, Metazoa, Arthropoda, Arachnida, Ixodida, Ixodidae.
AAACCACUUUCUGAUUAUAAGGCACGCCGUAGUGGAGGACUCCGGAAAUUUUGACCACCUGGGGAUCUUUAACGUGCACCUAAAUCUAAGUACACGGGUGUUUUCGCAUUUCGCCCCCAUCGAAAUGCGGCCGCCAUGGCCGGGAUUCGAUCCCGCGACCUCGUGCUCAGCAGCCCAACACCAUAGCCACUGAGCAACCACGGCGGGUUCUCCUACGCAGAAUAGUACGGUGCCUUCAAGAAUAUUCUUGACCAAUCCGCUGCUGUGGGUGCAUAGGCAACAAAUGGACGGCAGAAGAAGAAGAAGAAGAAGAAGAAGAAGAAGAAGAAGAAGAAGAAGUCACGUGGAGAGUGCGUGCCCUCGUUCAGCUGGAGCCUCGCGUGGUCGAAGAUCGAAGCAGUCGAAGGCAGGCAUACAGUUCGCCCAUAAAAUCUGAAGCCUCAUUGUGGACGUCGCUGUCGACUUGGCUUACGUGUCUUCAAGAAGCAUUCGCUCUGACAAGCCCCGCUCCGUCAAGUCCUAACCAUGUCCAGCCGCAAAUCAAAGAAAUCACGCGGCAGUGCAAAUACCGAUAACCGCCACCGCCGCCGCAAGUCGUACAAGGCCCCUGAGGAAAUGCAGAAGUCCUCGAGUGAUAACCGCCACCGCCGCCGCAAGUCGUACAAGGCCCCUGGGGAAAUGCAGAAGUCCUCGACCGAUAACCGCCACCGCCGCCGCAAGUCGUACAAGGUCCCUGAGGAAAUGCAGAAGUCCUCGACCGAUGUCCCGCCUCCCAUAGCGACCACCACAGCAGCAGCUGAAAGCAGCGGCGUGACCACGUGCGAUUCUGGUAAUGUCUUGAAGUUCGACACCACUCACAAGGCGACAGACGACUUCCCGGAGGCUGGGACAGCGGUAACCGAUGUUCAGUACCGCGAAAACAGUCCCGGAAACAUACUGGGAUCGAGGUCCACCGACGUCAACCUUACCAGACCGCAGUCAUCCACGGAAACAAACGUCCCAGGUGUCGAGCCGACGCCGCCGCAGCCUCAACCGACGACUGUCGCGGAACCUGCGUCUGCGUCGCACAAUGCGAGGAACCGGAACGCCGCUGGAGGACAGCUGAACGCCGAGGACUCGGUGCCCAGUGGUCCGCAAUCUACAGAUUCUCGGUCACGUGAGCGCUUGAACUUGCGUGAGACGGCCACGACUAUCCCCGUUCGACAGACGGUCUCACCACCAAAAGAAGAGCGCCUGGAGGGAAACACCCGAAACAGCCAGGAUUUGGCGGCUCUGCCACCGCAGAGUGCCAUCGCCCCGUUGAGCACGUUGUCUCCAGACCCACAGGCCGUGGUCACCGCCGAGGGCGCCUACGCGCCUUCGGAAGUAUUCGGCAGUGUGACGGCUUCCGGUGUGAACACUGUCCUCGACGGACCUCGAGGAAAGUCACCCGGUCCACUUCCAGCAUCAAGCAGCGCCACAGGUCAGCAGCCAGAGACGCAAGAGCGCCACCCUGAGGGAGGCACGGUGACCGAGGUCCCGCCGGCUCAUCGAACAGGUUUCAUGGCGGCCGCUUCGACCAUCGGGGUGUCGACGACGGGGCGUGAAUCCAGACCGAAGGGUCUGAAUACGGCUCAUUCAACCAUGCAGGCUGCGAACCCCCCGGAGAGCCAGCGGUCCUUAGGCCCCUCAGCUCUGAGCCCAAAUAUGGAAGCAUCCUUCUACGAGAAGAUGGCUGUCAUCAGAAGAACCCCGACAACAGUUUCGGCCAAGUCAAGCAUGAUUGGUCGCUGGGCAGCAUUCAGUUUGGCCUUAUUCUUCGUCUCCCUCAUUCUGUUCUUCAUUGUGAUUCCACUACUCUGGAAAAUUGACGCCGUUCCCAAGAUCUGCGACACACAGGAUUGCCUCGUGCACGCGAGUCUGCUCAAGGCCAGCCUUAACCUGAGCGUCGACCCUUGCCACGACUUCUCGGCUUUCGUCUGCUCGCGCUGGGCCCAGAAGCAGACGGCGUUUCGCGAGGAUGCCAACUCGGUCAUGGACGGCCUGCGCUACUCCUGGUACAACAACUUCGGCGACACUUUGCGCCUUGGCUCGCUCAAGCUCCCCGUGGGCAAAAAGCCGUUGGCGAUGUACGAGAUGUGCAUGAGCGAUUCCUCGUCGGCCGGCAAAGGUUCCCACAUUCCUUUGAUGCUAUCCCUGUUCCUGUAUCUGCCUGCCGCAUGGGGAAACAUUUCGAAUGAAGCGAUUCCAGCCGUAGGCUUGGCCGUUCUGUUUGCCUACAAAUGGCAGGCACCCUUCUGGCUCACGGUCACCGUCCUCGAUGGCAGCCGAUUGUCAAGCGGGAGACGACGCGUGGUGGUCAAGCCUGGCGGCUACCUUCCCUCGUUCCUGAGGCAACACCGUGCCGCGGCCGACUCUUACGGCCAGUACAUGUUGUCGUUCUUCAAUGCGUACGUACCGAGAACGGACGACCAGCCCAUUCACUUGACCGAUGCCCAUGUCAGGUCUAUUCGGGACAUGGAGGCGGACGUGCUUCGACAGCUAAACGCCGUUUAUUCACAGAGGAAACCUUCUGUGUUAACGUUCGCCGAAUUGGACGCCACGAUCGCUAUCGGAUCUGCUGUCAGCGGCAGCUGGUUGCGGAGCUUUCGAGAGGCCCUUUCGCUGGAGCCGCAGCUGAUGCCGCAAGACGAGGUCCUGGUCAGCCACGCUGUUCUCUUCGAGAUUAUAGCCGGACUCGUGGCCAAGUAUGGAGACGCGAAGUUGAGGUAUCUCCUGAUUUGGGAAUAUGCGCAGCUGUACGUUCCGCUCGGGGACCUAAGUUUCUUGGCGACUCGCUACGGAAGCAUGUCGAAGGCGAACAUCUACCACCCCGUGUACUGUGCUCACCACGUGGCGGCCGCCUUCAAUGUGCUCGCGCUUUCGCUAAGCAUCGCUGUCGGCUUCACGGCUGAAAUGCGCAAUCGUAUCGACGCGCGCUUCGACAGUCUCGUCUCAUCCGCCUUAAAGAUUGUGAACAGCUCCACGUGGCUGGACGAAGGGAGCAAGCGACGGGUGAUCAAAAAGCUAUCGCUCGUCGAGAAGAGGAUGUGGCCGCCGGAGUCACUCCUGGCGGAAGACGAACUGGAGAACAUUUACGCGGGUGUCUCCGAAAACGAAACGUCAGUUGCUGAGUUUUGGAUUAAGACCCGCUUGAUCAUGAGCGAGCUGAAGGGACCAGAGGACUAUUUUGUGGCGUCGCGCCUGCUCGGCAACAACUUCCCGUUGUACGUUGACUACGACUACGUCUUCAACAGCGUCGAAUUAGCCACAGGCGUCGCCGCAGCUCCGGCCUAUUACAGGAACGGGACCGGCGCCAUGUUCUACGGCGGCCUCGGUUUCCUGAUGGCCACGCAGCUGGUGAAGUCCGUCGAUGAAGUAGGGCUCGAAUGGGCAGCCCCCGAAACCAUCGCUGACUCGCUCUUGUCUGGUUCCAGUCGACGCGCCUAUGACGACAGGGUCCACUGUCUGAAUGGGUCCGGAGCAAAGAGCAUCUUUCCAGAAAUACCUGCGCUCGAAAUCGCAUUCUCCGCGCUCGAGGAGUCCAAUCUGCUCGGCGGGCAAGAACACCUCGCACUGAGCCCAGAGCUGCAAGAAGGCAAGGUUUUCUUCUUGACUAUCUGCUACAUGACUUGCUCGGCACCAGGCCACUCGCACCCUGUGACCACCGACUGCAACAAGCUGGCGCGGAAUUCGGUGCAUUUCGCCAAAGUGUACGGUUGCCCCAAAGGAUCCAGAAUGAACCCAGAGAAGAAAUGUUCUUUCUUCGCUUGAUUUCCGUCGUAUAUAUUGGUGCGUCAUGAGGACAGGUGGAAUCCGCGCUUGCUUGCACGUAACAUCGUGUGUAAUCGUUAUAUUUGCUGUGCAAUGAUGUUCGUUGAAGUAAUCUGCGUGACUUUGAUCCUAAUGAAAGCUUAUGAAAACAACCUUAGGUCAAUGGAUUUUUUGUGCUCGGCGAGAUGCAUGAACUUUGCUCGCUUACUCUUUCGGUGUCUUUCCAAGUACGGGACACUUUAUGCGUUUCAAUGCAAGAAUUUUAUUUGCUCCGCUUGAACCCUUUAUUUUGGUUUCUCGCGCUUCUUUUAUGCAUUUGCACUGCAGUAUAUUUGCGUGUUUUUUUGUGUUUUUUUUUAGUUGUGGCAUACCGGUUCAAGGAUCCGCUAUGAAGAUUGUUGCCGCGAAUGCACCCCCUGGAGUGAUCUUUACUUGACAUCGCCUGUACACAUUGUUGAACUGUGUUAUAUGUUAACAUAUUACAGUGUCACGUUAUCUAUUUCUAUAGAACUUAUUUCAUUCCCCUAAAAUUUCUUGUUAGACAGAAAGGUUGUCUCUCAGUUCUAUGUUUUAAAUAUUUCAACUAUC